Molecule: messenger RNA, 1550 nt
Organism: Helianthus annuus (common sunflower)
Lineage: Eukaryota; Viridiplantae; Streptophyta; Magnoliopsida; Asterales; Asteraceae
Product: UDP-glycosyltransferase 76B1
Exons: 2
Coding region: 53-1435 (460 amino acids)
Molecular function (GO): UDP-glycosyltransferase activity
Source: RefSeq, a predicted model, not a curated record
UGCAAGCAACAAAUAAGGUUUUUUUGUGCGUUAGCAGCACAAAAACCAAAACAUGGAGUCACAUGAUAAAAACACAACUCACCGGUUGCCGGAGACUCACCGGAGAAUAAUCUUAUUUCCACUACCUUUUCAAGGUCACAUCAACCCCAUGUUUCAGCUUGCAAACAUUCUUCACAUCCAAGGUUUUAAAAUAACCAUCAUACACACCCAAUACAACUCUCCAAAUCAUUCAAGCUACCCUCAGUUCCGUUUCCGGGCCAUUGAAGACCGGUUUUCCGAGGUCGAUCACCUGCGGUCGACGAAUCGAGAUCCCAGCUAUUUCAUUAAGUACCUUAAUAGAAGCUGUGAAGAUCCGUUUAAGGGUUGUUUGAUUGAGUUGUUGGAUGAGGAACCGGUUGCUUGUUUGAUCGCGGAUGCCAUGUUCUACUUCACGCAAGCCGUGGCGGAUGAGUUGAAGCUGCCGCGGAUGGUGCUCCGGACUAGCAGUCUUGGUUGCGCCAUUGGUUAUGGCGCUAUACCCUUCUCGUCGAAGGAGGGUCGAUUUAACCUUAUGAAACAAGAUCCAGGUUAUGAGGCAUUUGUUCCAGAAUAUCCAUUAUUGAAAGGCAAAGACAUGUUGAAGAUAGCUAUUAACCCAGAAGGUUAUGGGGACCUUGUGACCAACAUGCUUAAACAGAUGAAAGCAUCAUGUGGGCUCAUUUGGAACACGUUCAAAGAACUUGAAGAACCUGAACUAGAAACAAUCAACCAAGAUUUUCGGGUUCCCAGCUUCACUUUAGGCCCGUUUCACAAGUACUUCCCAGCAUCUUCAAGUAGUUUGAUCAACCAAGACCGAAAUAUUAUCUCAUGGCUAGACACACAACCUCCCAAGUGUGUUAUAUACACAAGUUUUGGAAGUGUUGCACGUAUUAAGGAUGUCGAGUUUCAAGAAGUGGCAUAUGCUUUGGAAAAUACGAGUUCGCCAUUCUUGUGGGUGGUUCGACCAGGGAUGGUUCUUGGUUCAGAAUGGGUGGAGUCAUUGCCUGAAAAGUUCUUAGAAAGAGUGGGUGACAGGGGUCGUAUAGUGAAAUGGUGUCCUCAACAAGAAGUACUAGCUCAUCCAGCGACAGGGUGUUUUUGGACUCACAGUGGAUGGAAUUCAACAUUGGAAAGCAUUUGUGAAGGAGUUCCCAUGAUUUGUUCACCUUGUUUCGCCGACCAACCAAUAGUUGCAAGAUAUGUGAAUGAUGUUUGGAAAAUUGGUAUUUUGUUGGACGACGGGUUUGACCGGGUGGGGAUCGGCAUGGCAAUAAAAAGAAUAACAAUGGAUAAAGAAGGAGAAGAAAUGCGUACAAGAAUAAGUCAUCUUAAGGAGAAGGCAAACCUAUCAUUAGAUGAUGGUGGCUCUUCUAACAGGUCAUUAAAGAGCUUAGUUGAUUAUAUUUCAUCGUUCUAACAUGUAAGAAUUGUUUCCUAAAACUAGAAGUUGUUGGAAUGGUAUAAGGUGGCUUAAAGUUUGUUUUCUUUGGCAACAAGAUAUCUUAAAUUCAAAUAUCACUAUUACAAAAUAA